Messenger RNA from Seriola aureovittata, 4446 nucleotides. RefSeq names its product WD repeat-containing protein 37-like. The coding region runs from base 410 to 1996 and encodes 528 amino acids. The transcript has 15 exons. NCBI's taxonomy places the organism in Eukaryota, Metazoa, Chordata, Actinopteri, Carangiformes, Carangidae. Gene Ontology annotation, molecular function: protein binding. Gene Ontology annotation, cellular component: preribosome, large subunit precursor. The record is from RefSeq and is a predicted model, not a curated record.
UCAAAGUCAUCCAUUGACAACAUGCUGAACACUACAAAUUAACAGAUUCACACGUUGCACAUCGAACUAGGAAGGUCAUCCACCACCUGCUCGGUUAUGUAUAAACGUACGCUGCAGUGACGGCGAUAUGUGGCAGCUAGCCGUGUUAGCACGGAGCUAACCCCGUUUUCAGACUUCCAUGCUGGACGAAUGUGAAGUCAGACAGGCAGUGACAGCGAUCUCUGUGGGAAGUUACUCUUCACAUUGAGCAGUUCCUUCAAUGGCUGUGAACCUGAACUUGACUUCCAUAUUACCUGCAGGUAGGUGGUGAUAACCCACCCACUAGCCAACCAGGGAGCUUGGCUUUUGUUCACCUGCUUCUCAGGUAGGACGUGAGCAGAGGGGCAGGGCCACCCAGCAGGUAGGAGGGAUGCCUGUGGAGGGCGGAAGCAGCAGUGGCUCUGCUUCAGCUGCCCGUCACCCCAAGCAGAAACGCAAGGCUCACAGUUUGUCUAUCCGGCGCACCAACAGCACAGAGGACAGGCCACUGGGCAUCCAAAGAGGAGACAUGCUGGAGGGACAGGACUCCAAGCUGCCUCUCUCCUUACGGAACAAUCUUCUUGACCUUUUUGGCCAAAUUGAGCGCGAGUUCGAAAAUCUUUACAUUGAAAACCUUGAAUUACGCCGGGAAAUUGACUCCCUGAAUGAGCGUCUGACCGGAGAUGGACAGAUUAUUGAAGGAGGAGACCCCACCAAGGGAGCCCUGAAAACAAAAGCCAGCCACAGCACCAGUCAACUGUCACAGAAGCUGAAGACGACCUACAAAGCCUCUACCAGCAAGAGAUUGUACGCUCUCCACAGCAAAAUAGGUGGACCUCGCAGCUUCAGUGUGGCCACAUGGGAGUUGUGGGGUGGAGAUUCAUGGAUUGUGUCCAGUUUCAAAGCCACCACAGGGUCCCGUGCCUUGUGCCAGCUGCUCAAGGAAUACGUGGGCCACCGAGAUGGGAUCUGGGACCUCAGUGUCACACGAACUCAGCCGGUGGUCCUGGGCACCGCCUCUGCAGACCACUCGGCUCUACUGUGGAGCAUAGAGACUGGGAAAUGUCUGCUGAGGUAUGCUGGUCAUGCAGGAUCAGUCAACUCCAUCAAGUUCCACCCCACAGAGCAGAUGGCCCUCACAGCCUCUGGGGACCAGACGGCUCACAUCUGGCGCUACAUGGUGCAGCUUCCUGCCCCCCAGCCACCACCAGAUGUCAGUGCUCCAUGUGAUGAAGACCAGGACUCGUCAGACAGAGAGGAAGGCGAGGUGGAUGGCGAGGGCCCGUUUGAGGUCCCUACCGUCCGGGUCGCUACAGCAACCCUGAAGAGCCACCAGGGUGUAGUGAUCGCAGCUGAUUGGUUGGUUGGAGGCCGUCAAGUGGUGACAGCUUCCUGGGAUCGUGCUGCCAACCUGUAUGAGGUGGAGACGUCUGAACUGGUUCACACACUCACUGGCCAUGACCAGGAGCUGACCCACUGCUGUACCCACCCCACCCAGCGGCUGGUGGUCACCUCAUCCAGAGACACCACCUUCAGGCUGUGGGACUUCAGAGAUCCGUCCAUCCACUCUGUCAAUGUAUUCCAGGGACACACUGACACGGUGACGUCGGCAGUGUUCACGGUGGGCGACAACGUGGUUUCAGGAAGCGACGACCGCACAGUUAAGGUGUGGGAUUUGAAAAACAUGAGGUCGCCAAUAGCAACUAUCCGCACUGACUCAGCUGUGAACAGGAUAAGCGUCUCUGCCAACCAGAGGAUCAUCGCUCUGCCACACGACAAUCGACAAGUCCGACUGUUUGAUAUGAGCGGAGUGAGGCUGGCCCGACUUCCACGCAGCAACAGAAUGGGUCACAGACGUAUGGUGUGUUGUACAGCGUGGAAUGAAGAGAACCAGUCAUGCAACCUGUUCACCUGCGGCUUCGACCGACAGGCCAUCGGCUGGAACAUCAACAUCCCUGCACUGCUGCAGGAGAAGUGAUGCCACACACACACACACACACACACACACACACACACACACACACACACACACACACUCACACACAGACACACACACAGACACACACACACACACGCACACGAUUACACACAGUGAAGUAGGUGACUGAUCAGAAUCUAUCCAUGUACAUACAGUAUAUACAGUAUGGUACAAAUAUACACUGUAAUCUGUGGCCCUCGUACAUGCUAGUAUGCUUUAAGUGUUUUCCCUGUGAAACGUGAGCUGUGAUAUAUUUCACAGCUUUCCAGCAACCAAGCAAGAAGGUGUGAAAUAUGUUGUUCAUUAUCACCGUUCGUGUUAUUUUCCAGGAUGCAGCUAUUAACAUUGAUUGAUGAGAGCAUAUUAUUCCCCAGACUAAAUUAUCCCGUCUUUCAUUGUGCACAUGUGCAGCUGAAACCUGUGACUGAGACGGUUCCAACAUUUUAAAGUCCGAGUGUGUACGAGGCCACAGAGCUGCUCUUCUGUAUUUGAGCCCUUCACUUAUUUAGCAUGGAUUGUGAAUUGUGACGUGGCUAAGCUUAUCCAUUCGUCUCUAGCCCUUGCUGUUUAAAGUAUAUAUUUGACUUCAUGGUCACAGGCUGCUGCUCACAUCACUGCUGUUUUAGUUACUGCUGAAUGGACGCUCUUGCAUGUAGAUAAACAUGGUUUGCGAAUGUUACUUGUAAAGUUGUGCGAGAACAAUUAUAAGGCCAGGACCUGGCUGUAGAAUAUGAUUUAAAGACAUUAUGUGUAUAUUAAGUUGUGGCCUGAUAAAGUGACCUGUGCUGCAGGUUGUUGCUUAUUAAUGGAUUAUUGUCUCAACUGUUAUCCACCUUUUUGAAGGUGGAGCUCAGAGAGGACAACGUGGUUCUGUGAAAUGUUUUUAUUCUUUUAGUCCAACAUGAAUUCUUUCUUAUCAUGGAGUGAAACAUAUCAUAUUCAGGCCUGCGAAGUUGUCUUAACAUGUUUCAAACAGGACCUGCUGUCCUGUCUGAAGGUUUCCACUGAUCGAGAUUCAUGUCUUUGCCUAUUACCUUUGAUGCUUUCAAUUCACAGCCAGCCUCCAUAUUUAAGAUUUCAAACUUAUGAUACUGUAACUCUGCCUUGUUCCAUGUUUACAGUCUUUUUUUUUUUUUUUUUUUGAGUAUUGCUUCAUUUUGCCUUUCUGUCAGGAUGCAAAGUCUCAAGAGCAUAGCAAUAAUGGGAAAACAACUGCACUUCCGUUGCUCACAAAUCCUCAACAGGUCUGUGAAUGUUAUCCAACAUCAUCAUGCUAUAGUAUUCACUACAUGUCUCUACAGGUGUAGGUGUCCGUAAUCUGCCCCCAUAUUUCCUUGGUGUUAGUGAAAUACAGACCCAUCCUCUUCAGCCUGUUGCCAAUUCAGAGCCCUGUGUUGCUGUAGUGUGUGUGUGUGCGCGCGCUUUCCCCAAAGUGAAUUUGUUGGUUACUAGUCAUUUCUGUGUUUCAGUAACAGCCUGUCAAUAUCAAGUUAGUGUUGACACUUUGCAUUGAACCCAUAGCCUUGUACGACCUCUUGCACCUUUCUGUUUUAGAUGAAGCUGUUCAGUCUGUGAGAAGCGCUCUUUAUCCAAAAAGCAAUAAUCCAGCUUGCUGAUGUUUCUGGUGCUCAGAGUGAAGCCCAUUUCUUUUCUUGGAAAUCAGUGAAUCUGACCUGACGUAACACACUGAAUCUCAGUUUGAGAACUACACGGUAACUUAUCUGGAACUGGGCUUGACCGGAAAUCCAGGAUACUCUUUACUUGUUACACUUGUGCAAUAUCCCACACAUGAAGUCAUGCUGUCGUUUUUGACCUUCAGAUGUUUAACUUAUUUCAGUGCUGUAAAUCCCAUAAGAUGAUUUAUUGUACUCGUGUGACUGGUGUAGCUGUAGCUCAGUGUACAUAGGUAUGCAUAACUUACCCAAAAGUUGGCUUCAGCCGACACUUCACUGCUGUUUCUACCAACAAUAGAGCCGGGAUGGAUUUUUGAAGUCAAAUAUAAUGACUUGUAGAAAUGCCUUACCAUUGCAUUGAAAACGUUGCAUUAGCCUUAUCCAUCUGAGCAUCAAUGCACUUUUCCAAAUGCUUGUUAAAUAACUAAUUGUGUUCCACUGCACAGUGCAGAUAGGAUUUUUACUCCUGUUUCAUUCAGGGAACUCAAUUUAGCGCCCACUGGUAUCACUGUCAUUUUAAUCUGCAGGUAGAAAGGCAAGUCCGAUUUCCGCCCCACAUAUGAAUUCUAACUUGGAGGAAAUAUGAUUUUGGAUUGAUACAUUAAAUUACUGCGUGCCAGAUUGGACGGGUAAAAAAAAAAAAAAAGUGGAUAGGCUUCGCUUCAUUGUAGCGAAUCAUAUUCACCUCAAACUUCAUUAUGUGAUCUACUUUGCAUACCUUAUUGUGACGGGUACGUGCUCUCUGACACUUUCCAAUAAAAAUAUGUGAUUUCCUUU